Amphimedon queenslandica is the source of this 2503-nucleotide messenger RNA. RefSeq lists its product as uncharacterized. The transcript has 12 exons. NCBI's taxonomy places the organism in Eukaryota, Metazoa, Porifera, Demospongiae, Haplosclerida, Niphatidae. Bases 164 to 2377 code for a protein of 737 amino acids. The record is from RefSeq and is a predicted model, not a curated record.
UCAAUCUCGAGACAGUCAAGACCAAUCUCUCUCUCCUCAUUUCAUACUCUUCACAAAAGAACAACUGCAACUUCGCUCACUUUUUUCUCCAUCCGCGAGUUUUACUAACGAGCUAAUUCACUGUACUCCAGCCUACCUUACAGCAUAGACUGCAGCACUUAAGAUGAGGCUCUGUGCCACAUUGCUCUUGUCAAUUCUUCUCUCUUCAUCUUGUAUCCUUGCCUCCAGCAUAGGAAGGGCCCAUACUAGCUCCAAUGAGAUACCAAGUACUAAUAGAACUAUUAAAAUUGCAAAGAGAUCAGCAGAAGCAACAGGUUGUACAACCAGUUCUGGUAUACAUAUUCCUCCUAGUUCAUCAGAGUAUCCUCAUCUCUCCCUCUCUCCUUCUCCUUUCUCUCCUCCAAUUGAUUCCAUGGACAUCUGCUUCGUCAUAUCAAACUCAAGAACAAUGCCUCAGCGAUGGAUUCAGAUACUAGCAGAGAAAAUCGACAACCACCUCAAGGCAGAAGGAAUCGGCUCCAAUGCAACCAAUCGGAAUCGUUUUAGCAUUGUCCAGUUUGGUGGGCGUGGCCUCGAUAUUCAACCACGGUUGCUAUGGAACUCUUCAUUUUUUAUUUCCGAUAUAGUCCAGGCUCGGAGAGAAGUCAAGAAAAAUGGGUUCAUAGGAGACGGCUUUGAUGCUCUUAAAUUUGCAUUAGAUAAUGCUCCUUUUCGAAAUUCCCCUUCAGUAAAGAAAGCAUUCAUACUUGGGGCUGACACUGGGCGAACCGUACUAGCUCAAAACCACGACCUCACGCUUCCUCUUCUGAGCGAUCUGAUUGGUCGGAGUGGUGCCUCAUUAGACGUCGUGACAAACUUCUCGCUGUAUCCUAGCAACCAGAGCGUGAUCCCUCUUGGAUUCUAUAAUUAUUCGUACACCGUUUUCAAUGCUAGUGAUCGUGGUUACAAAAUCCUAAAAGCCCCCGUCAAAAUCACAUCAUCUCAUGGAAAUACGCUUUCGUCUUACAUCGAUUUAUCGCUUAGCAUUGGGGGCGGGGUUUGGUCGCUAGAUGCUGCCAAGGACGCUAAUGUUAAUCUCGUGUCAAGUCUUGCCUCGGCCGUUUUUAGUGGGUGGAGCUUAAGGGAUAAGAGGGAGUGUCUGGAGUGUAGUUGCAUUAAUGGGACUGGCCAAUGUAAGAGAGCAAGGAACCAAAGGAUGUGUAGGAACUGCAUUAAUAAUAACGAUAAGAAGUGUUUGUCCAAUGACCAAAGUUUGGCAGUCCUUAAUGCUACAGCUACUGUAGUCUAUCCUGAUCAACAUGACAAUUACGUUAAUAUUACCCUAUCAAGCAACACGGACUUGUCUUAUAGGUAUCUUCACUUCAAUUCAAGCAACCACAUCCUUCAAUACACUCUUAGUCCACUCUUACUCCACAAUCUAUCUCAGGGGAUCCAUACUGUGAUGAUAAUUGGAAGGACAUCGAGUGGAGUAGAAACAGCAAAGCUAGUUCAAUUUGAAAUUACAGAAGUUCCGUUCAGGAUCCAGUUCCUCCCCAGUACUGUUGAUCAAUAUGGUACACUUAUUAUUCCAUUCAGACCUUCCUGGGUUAUGAAUGUAACCUGUUCUUGUAGAUGGUCCCCCGAGAUUACAAGAGAAAGAUGUUUCAAUGAGUAUCGUGCUGAUCCUAAUGUCAUUGGUAAUGGUAGCCACACCCUCAAUGUCAAAUGCUAUCAUCAACCAAAAAGUUUAUCAAUUACUGAGGAGUACGACUUCUUUUUAGAAUCAGCUCCAGAAAUACCUUCAACUGUUCUUCAUUGUAAUCUAAACUUAUCUCAAGGCAGUGCUCCAUACACUGUUGCUGUUAGUAUUGAUUGCAAUAGAGAAGCUACCACUAACUGUUCAAUAGCCAACCUACCAUCUCACCAAUGUAAUGGUUCAUAUACAUUCAGUACCUCAGCACUCUCUCCUGGUUAUUAUACAUUCAGAUUAGAGGCUCAUGAUCAAUAUGGCUACACAUACUCCAUUGUAUCAGUAUUCACUGUUCAACCAAUUGAUAGAAUAUGUUGUCCUGUGAUAUUAAGGGGCAAUGCAAGCCUAUCAAACUCUACCAGUGCAUCUAGCACCAGCACUCAAUCAUCAUCUAAUGGAGUUAGAACGGUGAGAUUCAGUACUGAUAUCAGCACUGGGAACUGUUCAUUAACGGAAGGAUUUAGUUAUACUAUGUCAUGGAGUUCCCAGACAGUUCAGUCAGGAUCAGUCCCUCUGCACCACACAUCAAUGAACUUCUCAAUGCCAUUCACUGGCAGAGGAACCCACACAAUCUCAUUUAGUUAUUGUAACAAUCCGACCACACGAUCAAACGUUUGCUGCGAUACGCUCUCUCUCUCUCUCUCCUAAUCUUUCUGAUCAUGUUCACUUAUGUGGGCGUGUUUUUGUACGAUAUUACAUCAUAAUGACGUCAUGAGAAUUAUCAUUAAUUUCAUCACUUCCCUCUUUAUUAAUUUAACGAAUUUUAUUGAAAUA